Messenger RNA from Larimichthys crocea (large yellow croaker), 1501 nucleotides. RefSeq names its product peroxisomal trans-2-enoyl-CoA reductase (gene pecr). The record is from RefSeq and is a predicted model, not a curated record. Gene Ontology annotation, cellular component: peroxisome. Gene Ontology annotation, molecular function: trans-2-enoyl-CoA reductase (NADPH) activity. The transcript has 8 exons. Bases 64 to 960 code for a protein of 298 amino acids. NCBI's taxonomy places the organism in Eukaryota, Metazoa, Chordata, Actinopteri, Sciaenidae. Gene Ontology annotation, biological process: phytol metabolic process.
GGGCGCGGUGUCGCGCUCCUCAUAGAUAUCUGUGCUGCUCCUCAGCGGGGCUCACAGACCAGUAUGGCGGCGUCCAGUGUUUUCAGAUCAGGCUUGUUCAACCAUAAAGUUGCAAUAGUAACGGGAGGAGGAACCGGCAUCGGUAAAGCUAUCUCCGCGGAGCUGCUGGAGCUGGGUUGCAAUGUGGUGAUCUCCAGCAGAAAGGCAGAGAGGUUGGAGGCAGCAGCUCAGGAGAUGAGACAAAAAAUCCCUCCCUCCAGCCCUGCUCGUGUCACUCCUCUCACAUGUAACAUCCGAAACGAGGACGAGGUGAAGACCCUCGUAUCGUCGGUGCUGAAGCAGUACGGCAGGAUAGACUUCCUGGUGAACAAUGGAGGAGGUCAGUUCAGCAGCCCAGCAGAGCACACGUCCUCUAAAGGCUGGAAAGCUGUGAUAGACACCAACCUGACUGGAACGUUCCACUGCUGCCAGGAGGUCUACACUGCGUGGAUGAAACAGCACGGAGGUGUGAUCGUCAACAUCAUCGCUGACAUGUGGAAAGGCUUCCCAGGCAUGGCGCACACGGGAGCAGCGAGGGCAGCAGUGGACAACUUGACCAAGAGUCUGGCCAUCGAGUGGGCAGCCUCAGGAGUACGAGUCAACGCUGUUGCGCCUGGAACAAUCUUUUCCAAAACUGCAAUGGAGAACUACAAGGACUUUGGACCAACUCUCUUCAAGAUGUCUGUUCCAUUCAGCCCUGCAAAGAGGCUGGGAGUACCAGAAGAGAUCUCAUCAGCAGUGUGUUUCCUGCUCUCUCCUGCUGCCUCCUACAUCUCUGGAGCCACCCUGAGGGUCGAUGCAGGACAGAGUCUGUACCACUCCAUGUGGGAGAUACCCAACCACAGUGCAUGGCCUGAAGCUCCAGAAGGGGAGAACCUGGACGCUCUGAAGGACCUGCUCAACCCUAAAAGCAAACUCUAAUUCAGUUUUGUGGCGUAAUCUGAGCCCAGUACAGAAACACGCACAGGCUUGGCCAAUAAGCAUCAUGGAUGUUGAGCGGAUCAGGCACCACAAGCACUGUAAUGAUGCAUGGUGGUCUGGUUAUAAGAUGAUGUGAUUUAUUCUGUGUCGUGUACAUAAUGGUAUGUAAUUAAUAAUGAUUUAGUUGUGACAAAUGUUUGUUUUUUAAUGGCUUUAUAAAUUGUGAAAUUAACGUAAUGGUUUUUAAUACAGUUACUACAAAGAUAUUUUAUAAAUGGAGACAAAAUACUAAAAAUAACUAAUAACAAGAAAAACUCCUUUUUAAAUUUCCACUGAUUAAGUAUCUCUGUGUCAGUGUCAGGUGAUACAAUGUCAAACGCAAUAUCACUUUUAGUUCUUAGCCUCGACCUUGGACUAAGCUGCCACAGUGGAGUAGACUGCAACUGUUUCUUUUUUUGUUUUGUUUUUAUUCUUGCCUGAUUACAGAAAUUCUGUCUACUCUAUGAUCUGGAAAUAAAGCUGUGUAACUGUGAAAUCAUAA